Molecule: messenger RNA, 3436 nt
Organism: Mus musculus (house mouse)
Lineage: Eukaryota; Metazoa; Chordata; Mammalia; Rodentia; Muridae
Gene: Coro1c
Product: coronin, actin binding protein 1C
Exons: 11
Coding region: 102-1526 (474 amino acids)
Biological process (GO): regulation of substrate adhesion-dependent cell spreading; negative regulation of epithelial cell migration; negative regulation of focal adhesion assembly
Cellular component (GO): ruffle membrane; cell cortex; cytoskeleton
Molecular function (GO): actin filament binding
Source: RefSeq, marked provisional
GCGGCGCUCAGUGCCAGGCGGGAGGCGGCAGCGGUUGGAGGCUUCGCGGGGCUUUGCAGCAGGGACUUCGGCGGCGCCUCAGGCACCCGGGCUCUGACACGAUGCGGCGAGUGGUGCGGCAGAGCAAGUUCCGCCACGUCUUUGGACAGGCGGUGAAGAAUGACCAGUGCUAUGACGACAUCCGUGUCUCCCGAGUCACCUGGGACAGUUCCUUUUGUGCCGUCAACCCCAGAUUCGUGGCCAUCAUCAUAGAAGCGAGUGGGGGAGGGGCCUUCCUGGUGCUCCCUCUGCACAAGACGGGACGAAUUGACAAAUCCUACCCUACAGUGUGUGGCCACACAGGACCAGUGCUGGACAUAGACUGGUGUCCACAUAAUGACCAGGUCAUUGCCAGCGGCUCAGAGGACUGCACUGUUAUGGUUUGGCAGAUCCCGGAAAAUGGACUCACCCUUUCCCUGACCGAGCCUGUGGUGAUUCUAGAAGGGCACUCAAAAAGAGUUGGCAUCGUGGCCUGGCACCCGACGGCCCGCAAUGUGCUUCUCAGUGCAGGCUGUGAUAAUGCCAUUAUCAUCUGGAACGUGGGGACAGGGGAAGCCCUCAUCAACUUGGACGAUAUGCAUUCAGACAUGAUUUACAAUGUGAGCUGGAGCCGUAACGGUAGUCUCAUCUGCACCGCAUCCAAAGACAAGAAAGUGAGAGUCAUUGACCCCAGGAAACAGGAGAUUGUGGCGGAGAAGGAGAAAGCACACGAAGGAGCCAGGCCUAUGCGUGCCAUCUUCCUGGCGGACGGCAACGUCUUCACUACUGGCUUUAGCCGCAUGAGCGAGCGGCAGUUGGCGCUCUGGAACCCAAAAAACAUGCAGGAACCAAUUGCUCUCCAUGAAAUGGACACUAGCAAUGGGGUGCUGCUCCCCUUCUACGAUCCGGACACCAGCAUCAUCUACUUAUGUGGGAAGGGUGACAGCAGUAUCCGCUAUUUUGAGAUCACGGAUGAAUCCCCAUAUGUCCACUACCUCAACACAUUCAGCAGCAAGGAGCCUCAGCGAGGGAUGGGCUACAUGCCCAAGCGGGGCCUUGACGUCAACAAGUGUGAAAUUGCCAGAUUCUUCAAGCUUCAUGAGAGAAAGUGCGAGCCCAUUAUCAUGACGGUCCCCAGGAAGUCUGACCUCUUCCAAGACGACCUGUACCCUGACACGGCAGGGCCGGAAGCCGCCCUUGAGGCCGAGGAGUGGUUUGAGGGGAAGAACGCGGACCCCAUCCUCAUAUCGUUGAAGCACGGGUACAUUCCAGGCAAGAACAGGGACCUCAAGGUGGUCAAGAAGAACAUCCUGGACAGCAAGCCGGCUGCAAACAAGAAGAGCGAGCUCAGCUGUGCCCCCAAGAAGCCCACAGACACGGCCAGUGUGCAAAACGAAGCCAAGUUGGAUGAGAUUCUGAAAGAGAUCAAAUCCAUAAAGGAAACAAUCUGCAGUCAAGACGAGCGCAUUUCCAAGUUGGAGCAGCAGCUGGCGAAGAUGGCUGCCUGAGGCCCGCCCACCUCCACGGACGGUGGCUGCUCCUCCUCCGCGCACUCCCAGGGAGGGCAGAGAGGGAGACACUGCCAUUUGGAGACAUUCCAUGUCAGAUCUGUCAGCCAGCGAUAGGCCACAUUCCAGUAAGAACUCGGUUCCUCUCCCAAAUUUCCGCAAACCUGGAAGCUGAGCUUUUCGUCAGGGAGCUUUGGUGUUCGGCAGGUCUGCUGACUUGCUGAGCUUUCCUACGUUUGAAAUGCCAGAUGUUCUGAAUUUUAGAGACCAAGCCCCCCACUUGACCCAGCGUCCUCCUCACACACCUGAUGACCGGGCCAGCGCCACCUCUGCUCUGUCUCUUCCUUUUUAAUGUUGCCAAAACCGAAAGUAGCUUUUUUUUCUUUGUAUUUUUCUACUUUGCAGUAUUUGUGGGGUUUCUUUCUUUCUUUCUUUCUUUCUUUCUUUCUUUCUUUCUUUCUUUCUUUCUUUCUUUUCUCUCCUCAAUUUAAAAGGGACAGCACUGUGUAUGUUUAUAAACUAAAUGAAGAUGAGAUGAUUAUUUUGUAUAAACACUCACGAGAACAAUCAGUGCAGCCGCCUGCACAGGGCUGGCUCACUCACAGCACAAACCUGGGCGUUAGUCUAACGACUGUGCAGAAGGAAGACUUGAGAAAUCACGUGGACCCACCACACACUGCCCCCAUUCCAUUGAGUCUUCGAUCAAAAGUCCUGUCUCUCUCUCUCCUUGCUCUCUCUCUCCUAGAAGUUGGGUGGUUGCACAGAGGGAACUCGGUGAUUAUACUCUAACCCGAACUAGCUCGCGUUUCUGCAGUUUUGUUCUCCACAGAUGGUUGUGCCUGUCCCUUCCAGCAGUGUGGUUCCCUUCCGGGCAGUUUGGACAAGGGCACCCAAGGCGAGCGGAUACCUGUGUGUUGACAGUCCUUGUCUACAGAGGCAGCUUGCCUGGCCCUUGGGUAUAGUGUGGGGCUUGAACCCAGGCACUGUGUGCACAGCCUCUGCCCCAGGCCCUCUGUUUCCCUCGCUCCUGUCUUCCCUCCUUACUUUGCUGCCUCCUGUCUCAAGCGCCCAGCCAGCCCUCGAGGGCUCUUGAAUGUUGCAGCGGAGGGAAAGGUCCAGAACAGAGUGGAAAGGGAAGUUCAGAGAUCGACCAUAGCUGGCCACGCACAGGCCCUCUGCCCCACCACCCAGAUCAGGCUGCUACUUGCCAGCACUGGACGUGCCCUGGGCAUGCCUGCUCCAAGGGCAGCAGCUAGACCUUAGCCCUACUCUAACCUCACAGCCUCAUGGUGCGUGUCUAUGGAAGCAGACGACCUGGGUAGUGUCAGAUGGAUCACAAAAGGCAAGCCUUGGCAAGUGUUGGUGCUGGUGUGGGCCCAGUGCUGGCUGCCAGCAAAUGUACAGGUUAUCAGGGCAGAGCAUAGUAUGGCAGCAGCCGCUUAGAGUGUGUGGACUGACUGGGUAGUGUUGUAAGAAAAGGUUCUCUCAGCCACCGAGAUGGGGGCCGCUGGCUCCGAAGCUUCGGGGCUCCUGAGUCUCUGUAGGUUUCUGUGUCUGUCUUGUGGUUUAAUGUUGGAUAAGGAGAUGGAGAGACCAUGGCUGGAAUGACUCACACUGCAUUGUCUGUACGUGUGCUACGCUGAGGACUGUGUGAAGAUUCACAAAGGUUCUGGGGUCCGUUGAAUUAAUUACGUAACAAUUGUAGAGGCUGUUGAUGAAGUCAGAGGGGCUGUGGUUGAGAGAGGCGGGAGUGACUGUAGUGUGUGCCCACCUGACACGCUGUGGUGGCCUCUGUUUCCCUGUGGCACCGGAGGAAGACAGUGAACUGCUCCUACACCCACUCUUAUAGAGUGGCCAUAGUGUUCUGUCAAAACACUCGCUUCCGUUUUCAGAGAUAAAAGGCAUUGAUU